Molecule: messenger RNA, 1224 nt
Organism: Caenorhabditis bovis
Lineage: Eukaryota; Metazoa; Nematoda; Chromadorea; Rhabditida; Rhabditidae
Source: the annotation of a GenBank genome assembly
AUGAGUGAUCCGGAGACCGUUGAAUGGUUCAAAGAGCGCAUCCAUAAUCAGAAGCACUUCACUGCUCGCCACAUUGCACACAUCUCUCAAAUAUCUGGCAUGGAGCCGGAGCUCAUCGCAAAAAUCGGAGCCGGUGUGAUUUUUGUGAUUCUUGCGCUCAGCGAGCAGGGUUUCAUAUUGUGCAAUUUCUUGCUCACCAUUGUCCCAUUUCUGCUCAUUUUUGUGUAUCCCGAUGAGAAGCCGACCGAUGAAUCGCUUUACACGUAUUACUCACUGUUUGGUCUGCUCACCGUUUUCGAUCGCGCCUUCGAAAAAAUCACGUUCUAUUAUGUCGCGAAACUUGCACUGUUUCUUUUGCUCUUUGUGCCACCGUAUAAGCUUAUCGAUAAGGUGGAUGAGGUGAUCAAAAAUCUGAUAAAUGAAGCCAAUAAGAAGUCGGAUGAGAAAAGCACGAGGAGCAGAAAGAGCAGCAAGACAUCAUUGAAAACUGCUGAGCCGGCGAAAACCGAAAAUGCUUCAAAAGAAGGCGAAGGAUCGAAGAAAAAAUCGCUAAGUUCCCAUUCGAGUACGGUCAAAGUCACCAUAACCGAAGAAUAUUAUCGCGAAGAGGAGCUUCUCUCGCCAAACGGAACCGUCAUCAGUCGCAUCGUGAAGGGACCAUACAAAAAGGAGCGCGUCGAGUCGGAAAACGCGCCGGACUCGACGCGAUCCAAUCCGACGCCGGCUACUGGUGACGAAGGCUCUCGACGUCUCAAAAUUGGACAAAAUCCAAUGGAAUCGUCAUCGGCGUUUAAUCUUCGAUCUGAGCUUGAUGGAUUCAACUCGUCACACAUAGUCGGACCGGCCAACAAUCUCAAUGAUAUGUGGUUCUUCCCAACCGAAAAACUUGUCUUCAAUGCUCCGUUCGAUUUUGACAAUCUCACGUAUCACAUGAAAAUCAUUAACAACAGCUAUCAUCGAAUUGCGUAUGCGGUGAAGGGAAACGCGGUGCCACGUGUCAUGGCGAAUCCGCCGUUCGGAGUUCUUGAGGUUAAAGAGAGUCGAUUGAUUGCUGUCACUGUUCAGAAAUUCAACUGGAAUGACACUGAUUUUGAAAAGGAUCGAUUGGCUUUUGAUUAUGUGAUUUUGCCAGACACGAACAAGGAAAAGAACUUUUCGUUCAAAAUGUUGCAGCAGAGCACAACAAAACGCAGGAAAAAUAUUCGCAUUAUGUACAAUCCUUAA